Ceratotherium simum simum (southern white rhinoceros) is the source of this 4107-nucleotide messenger RNA. Lineage: Eukaryota; Metazoa; Chordata; Mammalia; Perissodactyla; Rhinocerotidae. The record is from RefSeq and is a predicted model, not a curated record.
GGGGCCGAGGGGGGCCGGCAUGGCCUGACUGCCCGAGGCGCGGCGGCAGCGCAGCGGCGGGCGUGCAACAUGGGGAACCAGGACGGGAAGCUGAAGAGGAGCGCAGGUGAUGCCUCGCACGAAGGCGGCGCCGGCGCCGAGGAUGCUGUUGGGCCCAGAGAUGUGGAAGCCACAAAGAAGGGGAGCGGGGGCAAGAAGGCGCUGGGCAAGCACGGCAAGGGGGGAGGGGGCGGCGGCGGCGGCGGCGGCGGCGGCGGGGACCCGGGCAAGAAGAAGAACAAGUCGGACUCCAGAGCCUCGGUGUUUUCCAACCUGCGGAUCAGGAAGAACCUGUCCAAGGGGAAGGGCGCCGGCGGCUCGCGCGAGGAUGUGCUGGACUCCCAGGCCCUGCAGACCGGGGAGCUGGACAGCGCUCACUCCCUGGUCACCAAGACCCCGGACCUCAGCCUCUCGGCGGACGAGACGGGCCUGUCGGAUACCGAGUGUGCCGACCCUUUUGAGGUGACCCAUCCAGGUGGCCUUGGGCCAGCCGAGGCUGGGGUCGGGGGCCGGGCGGUCGCCGGGGAUUUGGAAGCUGCGGCAGGGGCGCAGGAUGGACAAAGGACCAGUUCGGGCUCGGACACGGACAUCUAUAGCUUUCACUCGGCUACGGAGCAGGAGGAUUUGCUGUCAGACAUCCAGCAGGCGAUCCGCCUGCAGCAGCAGCAGCAGCAGCUGCAGCAGCUGCAGCUCCAGGGCUCGGAGGAGCCUGCAGCGCCCCCCGCCGCCGCCUCCCCCCAGCCUGGGGCCUUCCUGGGCCUGGACCAGUUCCUGCUGGGGCCGAGCGGCGCAGCCCGGGAGGCCCCAGGCAGUCCGGACACAGAGCAGGCGCUGUCCGCGCUCUCCGACCUGCCCGAGAGCCUGGCCGCCGAGCCCCCGCUGCCCGAGCAGCCGCCGCCCCCCGGCGCCCACGGGGCCUCGGAGGCGCCCGGCCUGCCAGCGGCCCAGCCCGCGACCGCAGACUCGCCCUCGCCCACCGCCUUCCCGUUCCCGGAGUCCGCACCCGGGGAGGGCGCUGCCGCAGCGCCCGUGCGCGGGGCUGGGGACACGGAUGAGGAGGGCGAGGAGGACGCUUUUGAGGAUGCCCCCCGCGGCUCUCCGGGGGAGGAGUGGGGCCUGGGCCGGGGAGAGGCCGUGCCGAGGCUGGGCGCAGAGCCCGAGGAGGGGGCGCGAGGGCCCGGCGCCCCCGCGGCCACCUCCCUGCCCGGCAGCCCCGCGCCCAGCCCGCGCUGCUUCAAGCCCUACCCGCUCAUCACCCCCUGCUACAUCAAGACCACCACCCGGCAGCUCAGCUCGCCCAACCACUCCCCGAAUCAGUCCCCCAGCCAGAGCCCCAGGAUCAAGCGGCGGCUGGAGCCCUCCCUGAGCCGGGGGCCCCGAGCCGCCCUCGCCUCCGCGGCCGCCCCGGCCAAGAAGCAGCGGGCGGACGGCGGCCUCGCGGGUGGCCUGAGCCGCUCGGCCGACUGGACCGAGGAGCUGGGCGCGCGCGCGCCCCGGGCGGGGGGCUCCGCGCACCUGCUGGAGGGCGGCGGAGGGGCGCCCCCCGCCCGAGCCAAGGCGUCUGGGGCGCCGGCGGCUGCCGAUGGCUUCCAGAACGUGUUCACAGGGCGAACUUUGCUGGAGAAGCUGUUCAGCCAGCAGGAGAACGGGCCCCCGGAAGAAGCGGAGAAGUUUUGCUCCCGGAUCAUCGCCAUGGGUCUUCUGCUUCCUUUCAGUGACUGCUUCAGGGAGCCGUGUCGCCAGAAUGCCCCCGCGAGUUCAGCGCCCUUUGACCAAGAUCAACUUUACACCUGGGCUGCCGUUAGUCAGCCCACACACUCACUGGAUUACACAGAAGGGCAGUUUCCCAGGCGAGUCCCGUCUGUUUGGCCGCCAUCUGAAUCUCCUGAUGAAGAACACAGGCCCAAGGCUGCUAAAGCAGAAUCUCAAUCUGCUGUUUUGGAAACUCCAAAAAAAAGUUCAGAUGCUGUUCAACAGGAAGUUUCUGACAUGAAGUCUGAGGGACAGGCAACUGUAAUUCAGCAACUGGAACAGACCAUUGAGGAUCUGAGGACCAAAAUCGCUGAACUAGAGAAGCAGUACCCUGCUGUGGACAUGGAGAUGACCAGUGGCCAUCAUGGGAUGCAGAAUGGAGUGGUACCCUCAGAAGAUGUGUGUCUUGAAGCUCUCAGGUUAGGAGAAAAGGAUGUACGGCAUCAAAGGAUUUUACAGGCAAAGUCAAUCCAGACGUCUCCGACAGAAGAGGGUGGGGUACCGACACUGCCUUCUGUUAAUGCACUGCCAGAGUGUCCCCCAUGCCCACCUGGGGCUGAACGUGGAGACUCAGCUGUGCCAUCCUCUCCUUCUGGACCUCAGACAAAAUUCUGUUCAGAGAUUUCUUUGAUUGUGUCUCCAAGGCGAAUAUCGGUACAGCUUGACACACAUCAGUCCAUCCAGCCUUCACCACCUCCAUCCCUUCCGUGUUCUGACGGUCAAGGAAAGGCUGGGUCACAGCCUUCCCCUCCUUCUCUUCAUGCUGAGUUUGAAACCAGCCAUGAACACUAUGUUUCCUCCUUCUCUGAAAACAGCUGUAACAUCCCACCCUCACCACCUCUGCCUUGCACAGAGUCCUCCACCUCCAUGCCUGGUCUGGGCAUGGUGGCUCCCCCGCCUCCCCCUCUCCCUGGCCCAACAGGGCCUGCUCUGCCCAGUACAGCAAUCCCCUCACCUCCUCCUCUGCCUGGUACAGAAAUGCUGCCACACCCUCCCCCACCUUUGCCUGGUGAGGGAAUACCUCCUCCCCCUCCUCUUCCCAGAGUGGGGAUACCAUCUCCCCCUCCUCUUCCCGGUGUGGGGAUACCCCCUCCUCCUCCUCUUCCUAGUGUGGGGAUACCUCCACCCCCUCCUCUGCCCGGUGUGGGGAUACCCCCUCCCCCUCCUCUUCCCGACUCCAGUAUUUCACUUAUUUGGGAAAAAAUUGAAGAGCCAUCCAUAGAUUGUCAUGAAUUUGAAGAAUUAUUUUCUAAAACUGCUGUAAAGGAGAGGAAGAAACCUAUUUCUGACACCAUCACAAAGACCAGGGCCAAACAAGUUGUCAAGUUAUUAAGCAACAAAAGAUCACAGGCAGUUGGAAUAUUAAUGUCUAGCCUUCAUUUAGAUAUGAAAGACAUACAGCAUGCUGUUGUGAACUUGGACAAUUCUGUGGUUGACUUGGAGACCCUUCAAGCUCUCUAUGAGAAUAGAGCACAGUCAGAUGAACUGGAAAAAAUCGAAAAGCACAGCCGUUCCUCCAAAGACAAGGAAAAUGCCAAGUCCCUGGACAAACCUGAGCAGUUCCUUUAUGAACUGUCACUAAUCCCCAACUUUUCAGAGCGAGUCUUUUGCAUCCUGUUCCAGUCCACGUUUUCAGAAAGCAUCUGCUCAAUUCGUCGCAAACUGGAAUUGCUACAGAAAUUGUGUGAGACAUUAACAAAUGGCCCAGGGGUUAUGCAGGUUCUGGGCUUGGUUCUUGCCUUUGGCAACUACAUGAAUGGCGGAAAUAAGACUCGGGGACAGGCAGAUGGUUUCGGAUUAGACAUUCUCCCGAAGCUGAAGGAUGUCAAAAGCAGUGACAAUAGCAGAAGCCUUUUGUCAUAUAUCGUUUCCUAUUAUCUUCGAAAUUUUGACGAGGACGCUGGCAAAGAACAGUGUGUCUUUCCACUACCAGAACCCCAGGACCUUUUCCAGGCCUCGCAGAUGAAGUUUGAAGAUUUUCAAAAAGAUCUCAGAAAACUAAAGAAAGACUUGAAAGCCUGUGAGGUUGAAGCGGGGAAAGUGUACCAGGUAUCCUCGAAAGAGCACAUCCAGCCUUUCAAAGAAAACAUGGAACAGUUUAUCAUUCAAGCUAAAAUUGACCAAGAGGCAGAGGAGAACUCACUGACAGAGACUCAUAAAUGCUUUUUGGAGACUACAGCCUAUUUCUUCAUGAAACCAAAACUUGGAGAGAAGGAGGUGUCCCCAAAUGUUUUCUUCAGUAUCUGGCACGAAUUCAGCUCCGACUUCAAAGAUUUUUGGAAGAAAGAGAACAAACUUAUUCUACAAGAGAGGUAG